Molecule: messenger RNA, 1391 nt
Organism: Poecilia latipinna (sailfin molly)
Lineage: Eukaryota; Metazoa; Chordata; Actinopteri; Cyprinodontiformes; Poeciliidae
Product: ras-related protein Rab-15-like
Exons: 7
Coding region: 117-749 (210 amino acids)
Molecular function (GO): GTP binding; GTPase activity
Source: RefSeq, a predicted model, not a curated record
ACCUAAUGACUGUUGUUCAUUGGAAGCGACGUGUCCGACGCGCACUGAAGGCAGCACCAGAUCCUGAAGUUUGUAGAUGAAAUAAGUCCAGCUGGGUCAUGCUCUAGUUUUAAGUCAUGGCGAAACAAUACGACGUUUUGUUCAGAUUGCUCCUUCUCGGAGACUCCGGUGUUGGGAAGACAUGCAUGCUGCGCAGGUUCACGGAAGGUGAAUUUGAUUCUUCGCAUAUUUCCACCAUCGGAGUUGAUUUUAAAAUGAAAACAAUCAAGAUUGGUGGACUCAAGGUCCGAAUACAGAUCUGGGACACAGCAGGACAGGAACGCUAUCAGACUAUCACCAAGCAGUACUACAGGCGCGCCCAGGGUAUCAUAUUUGUGUAUGACAUCACAAACCUGCCGUCUUUUCAGCACAUAGCUAAGUGGGCCAGUGAUGUAGAUGAAUUCGCCCCAGAUGAUGUCCAAACCAUCUUGGUGGGAAACAAAGCUGAUGAGGAGUUUGGCAGACAAGUAACAAAGGACCAAGGAAAAAAGCUAGCAGAAACCUACGGGAUGGAGUUCUUUGAGACCAGUGCUUCCACCAGCAGCAACAUCAGUGAGUCAUUCAUCCGUGUGACAGAACUGGUGCUUCAAGCUCAAAUGAGGGACGUGGAUAGCCUGUUGGGGUCUCUGGACAACUAUUUGGAUCGGGCCGCUCUGCAGGAAGAGAAGGGCAGCCAGGAUAAUGAUGCUCAGAGGACUUGUGCCUGUUAAAAAUGAAGCCUGUCACUAAACCUCAGCUUGCAGCUCUAGCAUAUUAGAUUUUAUUUAACCAUUUCCUGACUCUUUAAAAACACGUAGACUUGUUACACAGGAAAGUGUUGGAUUACUUUCACUUUUUCAAAUUAAAUGUCCACAGGUGCAGUAAACAGCAGCUGCCAACAGAGGGCUAGUUUGGCAGAAUGAUCAGGGAAUCUUCCUGCCAGUUUAAAUUGACCCGCUCAUUAUCUUUUCUCUCUUCAAAUGCUGAUCUCUGCAUCAUUAGUUUACUGAAUUGAGUGGCUUUUGGGCUUAUUUGUCCUUUUUUUUUUUAUUAGUUGAGGACAACUCAGAGCAAAGUUUACAUCCAUAUUUUUGCACCGUUGUGACAGACACAGAAACAAAGAGGUCAGAGAUAUGAAUUAUUAAGAUCUGGAAACUAAAACCAAGUGGAGCUGUUUCAUUUACUCUAUGGGCUUUCUUCUUAAAGGAACCACUACUGUGCCAUGCAGACAGAUAUUUAUAAAAAAAAAAAUGUUACUAUAAGUACUUAUUCUGAAUACUUUUAGAAGAGCGAAACUAUAAUAAGGUGCUGCUAAACACAAGGUGUUUAAUGUCUCUAAAGGAGACAAAGGUGUGUGAUUUUAAGAAAAAAAA